Trichoderma harzianum CBS 226.95 is the source of this 321-nucleotide messenger RNA. RefSeq lists its product as hypothetical. The record is from RefSeq and is a predicted model, not a curated record. NCBI's taxonomy places the organism in Eukaryota, Fungi, Ascomycota, Sordariomycetes, Hypocreales, Hypocreaceae. Bases 1 to 321 code for a protein of 106 amino acids. The transcript is spliced from 3 exons.
AUGGACAAGGCAUAUGGACCCCCUCUCGUUACUCUUCUCUCUUCUCUCUUCUGUUUCUUCCUUCUUCCUCUCCGCGUUUUGGAGGCUUGGUAUCAAGGUUUCCGCUGCCCGCCACGACCGCGCCGCGGAUACGAAAUCGUCAGCACUCGCGGCUACUGCCACGGUAUUGAGUUUGUCCAGUGGGUUUCUGGCGACUCGGCAUGGGGGUACACUGCUUCGACCUCGUCAUCAGACGUAGAUGGAUGCUUCGACGACGACACGACGUUGAUUUUGGCAUCCAAUAGAGCCACGCGCUACGGCCACACGCACAUCGGCACGUGA